UUAGAAAAUAACACCUGUUAAAAGACCUAAUUUUGUUUUUAACACCUUAAGAUUUCGAAGUUUAAUUAUAACACCUGUUAAAAAAUAAAAAUUUUGCUUUCACCACCAGAUAACAGAAACUGUGACGGAAUUUUUUGGUGGGGCCCACAUAGUCGUUUACCCUCCAAAUUCCAUCCCCUUCAAUUCGAAUUUAUCUUCUCUGUCAUUUAUUACCACCCAACUAAUUUUGCUUCAUUGAAUUUCGUCUGCAAAUCUUGAACAACCAAAAUUACUGCGAACAUUCAAACCCUAUACUGAUUAUUGUGAUUGAGAAAUUGAGUUGGAAGAGGAGGUGUCAAUAUUGGAGCGAAACAAGUCAGCGAGAUUCCGUCAGCCAUUUCCAACAUCCAAAAAGCUUGGACUUUUUCGUGGAUUCUGACAGCAACAGGAGUAAGAUUCCAAUACAGGUAGAAAAAUGGCCGACAACGAAGAUGGAUUAAUUGAUAUAGUAUUUAGAGUAGGGGGUGCUUUUGUUACUAAACAAGUGUCAAAAUCAAAGCAUUUGCUUUGUUGGUGUGGUGGGUUAUGUUAUUGGAGGAGGGAUGUGGUAGUGGAUAAGAUAGAUUUGCAUUAUUUGAGGGUAGCUGCUGUGCAUGGGUUUGUGAACUUUAAUGUCCAUGUCCCACCUAACUACAGACUUUGGUAUAAAGAAAGAGGUAGGACCUUUAACACAGGGAGAAGGGAGUUAGUAAAUGAAGAGGAAGUGAAGGGGCUGCUGGAGACAGUGAAUGGGGAAGGGUAUGUUGAAGUAUUUGUGACUGCUAAUGAAACAUUAAGGCCCAUACAUGAGAUCCAGGCCCAGUCCACUCCAGUAAAGGCUGAGAGAAAGGGGAAGAAAAGUUCAGGUAAGCCUGCUGUAGUUAGGAAGAGCCCAAGAAUUAACAAAAAUGAGCCUAAGGUGAGGGAGGGUGAAGAAUCUCCUAAACCUAGAUCUAGACAGGGGAUAGAAAGGGUUGAAGGGGUUUCUGCUGAGAUUAAGGGGGUUCCUGGUAAAGGGAAGUUGUUGAGUAAGGGGAAACAAAAGGGUAAAGCUAAGCUUGAAAGGGGUGCUGGCAGUGUGAAGGUGUUGGAUAAGGGAAAGGGAAAAAAAAUCUGUAGGCAAAGGAUUGAUUUUUGAGGAUAGUAGUGAGGGCAGUGAGACUGGGAGGGAAGAUGAUU
Molecule: messenger RNA, 1197 nt
Organism: Chenopodium quinoa (quinoa)
Lineage: Eukaryota; Viridiplantae; Streptophyta; Magnoliopsida; Caryophyllales; Amaranthaceae
Exons: 2
Coding region: 455-1156 (233 amino acids)
Source: RefSeq, a predicted model, not a curated record